Messenger RNA from Stegastes partitus (bicolor damselfish), 1386 nucleotides. RefSeq lists its product as uncharacterized. Gene Ontology annotation, cellular component: membrane. Lineage: Eukaryota; Metazoa; Chordata; Actinopteri; Pomacentridae. The coding region runs from base 47 to 1102 and encodes 351 amino acids. The transcript has 10 exons. The record is from RefSeq and is a predicted model, not a curated record.
UAGCUAGAUCACAAGAGGAAGCAGACGUUAAUGCUCCUGUCACAAGAUGGCCUUUGGUCAUAUUUGCUCCCUGUGCAGCGCCUUCACAUACAUUGCCGUGUUGAUGCUUGAGCUCGGCCUCCUUGAUGUGGAGGCUUCCAGUAGGACACAUGUCAUUCAUAGGAAAGUUGGAGAUACUGUGGAACUUCCAUCAUAUUCACCGACUGAAGGUGUCAUCAACGUGGCAAAUUGGAAAUAUGGAAAGGUCACAGUCACAGACAAAGAUGGGGAUGUUUCUACAAAUCAUCAGUUUAAGGACAGAGUCGAGUUAAACCCCACAAACUUUAGCUUAACAGUGAGAAAACUGACUCUCCAAGAUUCUGGUGAUUUCAGUUUUUUUUCAGAGGUUAAUGACCAGCAAGGGGGCACAGUCAUCAUCACUCUGCAUGUUCAUGAACCCAUAACUCAACAACCGAGCCUGAAACAAAUCAACUUCACCUACAAUGCCUCGGUUGAGUCCUGCACAUUUUUGCUGGAGUGCAGUACGUCUUCUGACAGCACCGUCACCUACAAAUGGACUGUAGAGAACCAAACCUGGACUGGACCCAAACUGCAGCACGUCUUCAGGGAGCAGGACGNCACAGUCAUCAUCACUCUGCAUGUUCAUGUUGUGUAUUUGCAUUUGCACUUUUGGACAUACUGUAUCUGUANUUUUGUCAGUGAGAAGUCUGCAUCCAGAACCAUUAAAUGCAGCAGCGAUAUUUCCCCACAAGAAACAGGAUCUUCUCGUGUCUCACUGAUCAUUUGGCCGCUCGUAGGAAUUUCGGUGAUUCUACUGUUGCUCGCACUCCUGCACUUCAUAAAGUGGAAGGAUCUGUGGCGUCGCAGACUCACACAAUCUGAAACAGUCAACCAGGAUGAAAGUCAGCAGCAUGUUUACUCCUCUCUUCUCCACGGUGAUGGGAGCGUCUAUGAAACAGUGAGGGGCUCUGAAGGUGAUGGUUGCGUCUAUGAAACAAUGAGAGGCUGUGAAGAUACCGCCACAGGCGGAUCACCAGAUGAAUACAUCAACUUCCCAUCAGCACCAAUUCAGACCAACAACCUUGAUAAGGAGGAUGAAUAGGCAUGUUGGUGCAGAUUGUAAAACAGCUUUUGUGCUCAGUCAUGUACUCUUUCCUUCCUUAUUAGCUCUUUUUUUUAUUAUCAGGUGAUCUAAACAAACAUUGUAUAGUUUUUGACAUGAGAGUUGCAGAGUAGUACAGCUUGGAUUCUGAUGUUUCUGUGGCAUCUUCAGCAAAACAUGUCAAAUAUCACUUUUAACACAAUCAGGGCAAAUUAAGGAUCGCUUUAACAACAACACAACACACCUGAUUCAAAUGAUCGUUAUCAGGCUUCUACAGAGCUUGA